AACAAUUUGGUGUAAGUACCCUGAACGUUGCGCCAAAAAGUAGUUUAGUCUAGGAAAUAUUUGAUCCCUUUAUUUGGCAAAUAUGACAUAAGACAAAUAUUUUAAUUUUUUUCUUACCGUAAGAUACAUAUAUAUAUAUAUAUAUAUAUAUAUAUACCAAUCUUAUACACAUUUAUACGUUCCUCGAUUCAUGCGAACGUUGUUAACUUCUUCAAGGUGAUUUAUAAGAGUUAAAAAUAAGUGCAUAAUUCGAAAAAUGUCAGCGAUGGAUGACAUUCUUGAAAGUUGGGAAGAAAUUGAAGAAUCAGAGAUAUGUAAAAUAUAGAACGUUAAAUAUUUUAGACUUCUAUCUUCUAAAUAGAUUAUUACUGAAAUAUACAUAGAACAAAAGCAUUGAUACAAUACAUGGUUCAAUGUAUAAGUUUGUGCUUGAUAAAAAAUUAGAUGCCCUUCAGUUGAAUGCGGUAGAGGCAUUAGAAGAAAUAGAAUCUUCGAGUUUCAAAACCAGUCACAAUACGAGUACCAGGAUGAUAAUGUUAGGGGAAGAUGGUAUGCGAUCUCAAUAUGUACCUCCAAAGCCAACGGUAAAAAUAUUGAAAAGACCUACAAGAGAUUCACAAGGUAGUGGUGAUGGACCUUUGGUGAACGGGGAUAAACCAAAACAACCUAUUAAAUCUUUAAAACAGAGGGAACAAGAAUAUGCAGAAGCAAGAAAAAGAAUUUUAGGCGAAGAGAAAAGUCCAGAGGAAAAGUUAAUGCAAGAAAUAAAUAAAAUUCAACCAAAACCAAUAGCUCCAAGUAGCAGUGGGCUACCAAGUAAUAUUCUUCGUAUGCCUAUUGGACCAGAUGGAACACGAGGAUUUAAUGUACGCAGGUAGCGCGUCUUCCAGGGUUCAAUUCUUUCCACCCAUCCUUUUCCUCCUCUUCCUUCACCUUAACAUAGGGAAGAGAGGCAGCUAUGAGGCUGAUGGCAGAAAACAAACUAAUCUUUCUGACCAAAUAUGAACACAAUGCUCUUACAAUUUUGAAUGGAGCAUAAUAAGAACUGUGCUGCAGGACACUGUUAUAAAGAGAUUAUAUACAUAAAAAGACCAAGGCUAUAAAUUGGCGAAGUUAAGUCAUUAUAGAACUGAUAAUAUUUUUUACUGGUAUAAUAUUGCCAGUUUUAUUAAUAUCUACUAUGUUUAACGAAAAUAUUUAAUUGAAAUAAUUGAAAUCUACAAUUGUCAUUCUAAAAACAUUAAAAUGAAAUAUCUAUUUACAAUAUAAUAUAAAUUAAAUUACUUUGCUUUUUACAAUUGUACAUGCUUUUCAAAAUAUUGAAACUAAUUGUAUAAUAAAAGAUUUCUCUUUA
Bombus pascuorum is the source of this 1354-nucleotide messenger RNA. Its product is annotated as SUZ domain-containing protein 1. The record is from RefSeq and is a predicted model, not a curated record. The coding region runs from base 414 to 878 and encodes 154 amino acids. NCBI's taxonomy places the organism in Eukaryota, Metazoa, Arthropoda, Insecta, Hymenoptera, Apidae. The transcript is spliced from 5 exons.